GCAAUUAUCACUAGUCAAGGCCUUCAACAAAAAAAAAGCUCGAAGCUAGACAACAAUGGCCGAUCUAUCAGGACCAUUGUUGUCUCAUUUUGCCGAUGAUCACGAAGUCAACGACACAGAGGAAUUGACUUUCGACAAGAUCGUCGAACAGAGUCUAUCCGAUUUCGGGUUCUGGCAAUUUUUCCAGAUACUCCUCGUUGGACUAUCUUUGUUCUUCGAUGCUCAUCAGAUCUUCAUCACCGUUUACACAGAUGCAUAUCCCACGUGGCACUGUCUUGACCACACGAUCUGUGAUCCUUCUGCUUCCGACAUCUGCAAGCUUCCAAGAUCAGCCUGGCAAUGGGACGGUGAUUCCAAGGGCAGAUCCGUCAUUUCAGAUUUCGUCCUGGAGUGCUCGAGCUCAUUACUCAGAGGUAUGCCUAGUUCUGCUUUCUACAUCGGUGCGGUAGUUGGAGGAUUUGUUCUAGCUUUGAUCCCAGACGAUACCUUGGGUCGCAAGAAACUACUCGUCUUCUCAACCUUUGCAAUGUCAAUUAUCUCAAUCUCUAUUAUCUUCUCAACCAACGUAUGGAUUUACGCAUCGCUGAAAUUUUUCGUCAGAUUUGCGCGUUCUCAGACCUGGUCAUACGCUUUGGUUCUCAUCAGUGAGCGAGUCUCCACCGGAUGGAGACCGAUAGCUACGAUGAUCCCAUUUACCUUAUUCGUUUUAGGGUUUAUGUCGUUGUCUGGAAUAGCUUACCUUGCUCAACACUCUUCAUGGAGAUUUCUCUAUCUAUACACAGCCGUUCCCGCAGCAUUAUACUGUAUCUUUCUCUACCUUUUCACACUCGAAUCGCCUCGUUGGCUUCACAUGCAAGGAGAGGAUGGAGAAGCCAUUGGUGUUCUCGGAAAGAUCUCACCCAAGAGCAUACCCUACUUGGAAUCAGUGAUUACUAAGUUACCCCUCGAGAAAGAAACCUUUGAACAAGGGCCAAGUCACUCGAUUAAAGACUUUUUCAUCCGGAGAUGGGCUUCUCGGAGGAUUUCGGUUGUGAUGGUCAUAAUGUUUGGGUUAGGGAUAUCUUAUUAUGGAGUUCCUUUAGCAGCAAGAGACAUAGACGUCAACAUCUACUUGAGCGAAACCCUAAACGCAUUGGUGGAGUUACCUACUUUCGUUAUAACUCCGGUCUUGAUGAAGAGAUUCAACAGAAGAAGCUCCGUUCUCGUGAAUACUUUACUCGGUGGAGCAUCGGGAGUGCUCUGUUUCGUUCCCAGCGUUGUCGGAAAAACAGGGGUCGCGUUUGCGUUCGAACUGGGAACAUUCUUCUGCGCAAGGAUCGGUUUCAACUUAAUGGCGGUUUAUAUGGUUGAAAUGUUUCCGACGUGUGUGAGAAGUUCCGCAACGAUGAUGUUUAGACAGGCUCUUGUUGUUGGAGGAGCUUGUUGUCCGCUAAUUGCUUCGCUUGGAAGAGACUUACCAUCAGUAUCAUUCGCGAUUUUCGGAAUUGCCAUGUCUGGUUUAGGAUUGUUCGUUUUGAUUCUGCCUGAGACAAAAGGUUUGAGUCUCUGCGAUACGAUGGAAGAACAAGAAAAGAGAGAUCAAACCGUAAACACUAGCCAUUGUUGAUGAGUUUUAAGAGUUUCUUUUUAGCUUAUAGAUUCUCCACUAUUGUGAUUUAUGUCUUGGUUUUAAGAGUAAAAA
Messenger RNA from Eutrema salsugineum, 1681 nucleotides. RefSeq names its product organic cation/carnitine transporter 6. The transcript has a single exon. Bases 56 to 1606 code for a protein of 516 amino acids. The record is from RefSeq and is a predicted model, not a curated record. Gene Ontology annotation, biological process: transmembrane transport. Gene Ontology annotation, molecular function: transmembrane transporter activity. NCBI's taxonomy places the organism in Eukaryota, Viridiplantae, Streptophyta, Magnoliopsida, Brassicales, Brassicaceae. Gene Ontology annotation, cellular component: membrane.